Molecule: messenger RNA, 1757 nt
Organism: Notodromas monacha
Lineage: Eukaryota; Metazoa; Arthropoda; Ostracoda; Podocopida; Cyprididae
Source: the annotation of a GenBank genome assembly
AGUGAGCUAAAUCGCUGUGAUUUCGUGAUUAUUGAGUGCCUAGAGUAUAUGGUCUAGUUUCGUCUGUUUCGACUGUAGAUAAAUCCGAACGAAAUUUGUAACUUGAACUGAGGAACUGAGGCCAGUCGCGUUUUUCGAAGAAUCUUAAGAUGUUCAGCUGGUUGAGUGGGGACGAGUCGCGCAAGAAGCAGCCCGAAAUAUAUGAAACUGUGUUGGAAGGGAUGAAAAAAGUUUAUAAAGCAAAGAUCCUGCCAUUGGAAGAGCAAUACAAUUUCCAUGACUUCCAUUUGCCAAAGCUCAGUGAUCCGGACUUCGAUGCCAAACCCAUGAUUCUGUUAGUUGGACAGUAUUCUACGGGAAAAACAACUUUUAUUCGUUAUCUGUUGGAGAGAGACUUCCCCGGUAUUCGGAUUGGCCCGGAACCCACGACAGACUGCUUCAUUGCGGUUAUGUAUGGCGAACAAGAUGGAAUAAUUCCAGGCAAUGCACUUGUGGUAGACCCGAAGAAACAAUUCCGGCCUCUUUCCAAGUUCGGCAACUCAUUCUUAAAUCGUUUCCAAUGUGCCCUGGUUGAUUCCCCGGUUCUGAAGGGGAUUUCCAUCGUUGACACUCCUGGAAUUUUAUCGGGAGAGAAACAACGUACGGAUCGAGGAUAUGAAUUCACGGGAAUUCUGGAAUGGUUUGCUGAAAGAGUUGACCGGAUCAUAUUGCUUUUUGACGCUCACAAGCUUGAUAUAUCCGACGAAUUUCGUCGAGGAAUUGAGGCUGUCAAAAAUUACGAAGAAAAGAUACGAAUUGUUCUAAACAAGGCUGACAUGAUCGAUCAUCAGCAACUGAUGAGAGUCUAUGGGGCCAUGAUGUGGUCGCUGGGAAAGGUUUUGAAAACUCCAGAAGUUCCUCGAGUUUACAUCGGAUCAUUUUGGGAUCAACCGCUUCGCUAUGACUCAAACCGCAAAUUAUUUGAAGCGGAGGAGCAAGAUCUUUUUCAGGAUCUUCAGUCGUUGCCGAGAAAUUCAGCCGUUCGGAAAUUGAAUGACCUCAUCAAACGUGCGAGACUGGCAAAGGUUCAUGCUUAUAUCAUAAGCUCACUUCACAAGGAGAUGCCCUCUAUAUUCAAGAGGGACAGCAAAAGAAAGGAGUUGAUCAAGAAUCUUGAUAGCAUUUUUGAGAAAUUGCAUUUGGAGCAUCAAAUUUCUCCUGGAGAUUUUCCCGACAUCGAACACAUGAGGAGCGUACUUUCGAAGUACGAUUGGGCCAAGUUUCACCCACUGAAACCGCGGUUAUUGGAUGCCGUGGAUAGGAUGCUUGCAGAAGAGGUAGCUCAAUUAAGUGCCAUGAUUUCGACAGAGGCGAUCACAAAAAGCAAAGAACCGCUUCUCUCAGGAGGAGCCUUUGAUGGUGUGAAAGACGUCCAAUCGCCUUUCGGUUUUGGCCGAGGAGAAGGGGUGGACGCCGGUUCCGACGAGAGGGAGUGGGUUGUUGCGAAGGAUAGGCACAAGUACGAUUCAAUUUUCGAUUCACUUGGACCAAUUGAUGGGAAAGUCUCAGGAGCGACUGCAAAAGCAGAGAUGGUGAAGUCGAAGUUGCCGAAUUCUGUGCUUGGGAAAAUCUGGAAACUUGCGGACCUGGAUAAAGAUGGAAUGCUGGAUUGUGACGAAUUCGCCCUUGCAAUGCACCUCAUAAACGUCAAACUGGAUGGUCACGAACUGCCGGCUGAACUUCCUGCUCAUUUGGUUCCACCAAAGAAGAAGUUCUAG